GGCUGGCGGUGACGGGUCGGGCGGCAGCGUCGGUGGCGGGUCGCCGGCGGGGUCGGGCGGUCCGAGACGCCGUCCAGAGACCAGAUCAGGUACGGUCGUGACGUCACUGGGUAGCCGCCACCGAGUGGUGAGCGGCCUGCCAUACCACCCGAGAGGCCAGAGGCGGCCUGCAGCGGGCCUCCGCGCCGAGCGAGUGCCGUCAGCGGGCGGCCGACGGUCGACACCGCGCUGGGAGCGGCCUCCCACUGCUCCGGGGACGUCAGAGGCCAGCAGAGGCCCUCUGCGCCGGCCGAGCGUCGCGCCGCGAUGGGAUCCACCGCCGGUACCGGCUCCGGUCAGGACGGCGGCCCGGGCAGGGGCGCCGAGCAGCGGCCGCUCCAGCCGCCGGCCCCGGAUGUGCUGGCCAGACAGCGGCGCACCGCUCCCAGCGGCGAGCAGGCCACACCGCGCGCCGGCUGGCAGGAGCGGCUGGCGCCCCUGGCGCAGGAGGAGCGCAUGACGCCGCUGCAGACGCCAGACAAGUGUGGCCAGAGCCCGUCCGGCUCACUUCCCGCCGGGCGGUGGCCGAAGAAGUUCGAGGGCGACUUCGACGAGCUGCUGAACCUGGUCGGUGACUUCGGACGCUUUCAGUGGCGGCUGUUUUUGCUGCUGCAGCUCCCUUUCUUCUUCCUCGCCUUCAACUACUUCGGUCAGAUCUGGCUGACCCUGGAGCCGGACCACUGGUGCCGCGUGCCGGCGCUGGAGGCGCGCGGCUGGACGCAGCAGCAGAUCCGCAACCUCAGCUCACCGCUGGAGACGCGCAGCACCGGCGUCAAGCACUCCCAGUGCCGGAUGUACGACGUCGACUUCGGCACGGUCGACCCGGACUCGUGGGCGCCGGCCAACGACACGCCGACGGUGGCGUGUCGGCACGGCUGGGCCUACGACUUCUCGCUCAUCUACCCGACCAUCGUCUCCGACAACGACUGGGUGUGCGACCAGGCCUGGAAGCCCACGCUGGCCUACAGUGCCUUCUUCGCCGGCUCGAUGGUGGGCACGGUGGGCUUCAGCCACCUCUCGGACCGCGUCGGCCGGCUGCCCGUGCUCGUGCUCUCCAACAUCGUCUGCGGUGUGGCCGGGUUCGCCUGCGCGUUCGUCUCGUCGCUGCCGGUGUUCGCCUCGCUGCGCUUCGUCGCCGGCCUGGCCAACAACCAGAUGACGACGCAGGCGAUCGUGCUGAUGUCGGAGUUUGUCGGUCCGCGGCACCGCGCCAUGGUGGUGAACGUGCCGCUGGCCACCUCCCUGUGCGGCGGCAUGGUGAUCAUGCCGUGGAUCGCGCGCCUGCUCUACCACUGGACCUAUGUGGCGAUGGCGUUCUCGGCGCCGAUGCUGCUGACACUGCUCUACUACCUGCUCGGCGUGCCCGAGUCGUGCCGCUGGCUGCAGCACGUCGGACGCGUCGACGCCGCCGUGCGCGAGAUGCGCGCCAUCGCCAAGGAGAACGGCCGAGACGUGCCCGACGAGGUGUUCGAGAGCUUCACGGUGGCCGCCAAGCGGCACCACGACCUGGAGGAGUCGCAGCCGCGGCCGUCGCUGCUGGACGCACUGCGGCUGCCGCGGCUGCGCCUGCGCCUGCUCACCAUCACCGUGGCUACCAUGGCCACGCUGCUGGCGUUCGACCUGAUCGCGCGCAGCACCGAGCUCGACCUGGACGUCUACACGUCGCAGUCGCUGCUGGGGCUGACCGAGGCGCCGGCCGACCUCUUCACCUGGCUGCUGCUGGAGACGCUCGGCCGCCGCUGGAGCAUGUGCGGCUCCAUGGUGACUGCCUCCGGCCUGGCGCUGGGCCUAUCGUCGCUGCUGCGCGAGGGCGGCCGGCCGAUCGCCUCCACCACGGUGGCGUUCUUGUGCCGCUGCAGCGUCACCGUCGGCUUCAACGUGCUCUGGUCGCAGCACAUGGAGUUGGUGCCGACCGUGAUCCGCGGCCGCGCCUGCGGCGUCGCCAACGUGGCUGGCCACGCGUGCGUGAUGCUCAGUCCGGUGGUGCUGUCGCUGGCGCGCGUCGAUCGCGGCCUGCCGGCGCUCGUGCUGGCCGCCGUGGCGCUGCUGGGCGGCCUGGUGACCAGCACGCUGCCCGAGACGUCGCACCGGCCGCUGCCCGACACGCUGGAGCAGGGCGACGCGUUCGGCCACGAUCAGCGCUUCUUCCAGUGCUUCUGGUACAACCCGUGCGGCGGCAGUGCUGAGGAAAAGGCCGCGGAUCGGGAGAUGUACGGCUGUGACAACGCGGCGGCGGCUGUGGAAGAGUGAGGGACCCUCCUGGGACCCUACAGGGACCCUCCUGGGACCCUACAGGGACCCUCCUGCGACCCUCCUGGCAGGGACCGACUGACGCUGCGGCGGUCUGGAGAAACGGUGGCCGGGACCGUCGUGCCUGGAGGAAUUGGUCGCCGGCACGCCGCGGCACCGGCGCAGCCAGGCGAUUGUGACAUCCGUGAGAGCUUGGGCUGUACUCGACCAGGGGUUUUGACAGGAAUGUUUAUCAUGAGUGAAUGUUUUGUGUCAUUGCCGUGCGAGCCUCGAACAAAGUUUGUUCAUAAUCAUAACGUUCUUCCUACGACUUUUAGAUCGGUUUUCAUUUUGCAUAUAUGUAUAUGUAAGCAUUUAACAGGUUUUGUAUAAGACGGCGGCUGGGUCAACAUGAGGUGCUCCAUUCCAAAUAGUAAAAAUGCAAGUUGUUUGCUUAGCAUUUAUAUGUCUUCAUAUGUUUGAAUAUCUCAUCACCUAUCGGUUCGAUCCAUUGACAUGUCCUGCUGCUAUGUAUGGAAUGGUGUUCCCAUCGAUUACAUGUACGUCUACUACAUUUAAAAGUUCGUGAUCAGUUUGAGUUAUAUCCCGCUAGCAUCUGUCAGGAAGGUGACCUUUAAUGUCACGAUCAUUGCGCCCUUAUCCACAUGCAAAUCAUGCAUAAAUUUACGUACUUAGGAUACGCUGGGUCAUUUUCAAUUCACACCGUGUCACCUAUGAAUCAUGCUCUCCCGUCGUUAAACUGUAGUGUUUAAUACUACGGUAUGGCUGUAUAGUAAUAAAUAUUUGAUACUUGUUCGAAAUAAAGUUUUCGCAUCUGGCAAUAAAAGG
This is a messenger RNA of Amphibalanus amphitrite, 3117 nucleotides long. RefSeq names its product solute carrier family 22 member 3-like. The transcript has 2 exons. Gene Ontology annotation, biological process: transmembrane transport. Bases 307 to 2289 code for a protein of 660 amino acids. NCBI's taxonomy places the organism in Eukaryota, Metazoa, Arthropoda, Thecostraca, Balanomorpha, Balanidae. Gene Ontology annotation, molecular function: transmembrane transporter activity. The record is from RefSeq and is a predicted model, not a curated record.